Pieris brassicae (large cabbage white) is the source of this 4025-nucleotide messenger RNA. RefSeq names its product trehalase-like (gene Treh-2). Gene Ontology annotation, molecular function: alpha,alpha-trehalase activity. The transcript is spliced from 16 exons. Gene Ontology annotation, biological process: trehalose catabolic process. The record is from RefSeq and is a predicted model, not a curated record. Bases 330 to 2129 code for a protein of 599 amino acids. NCBI's taxonomy places the organism in Eukaryota, Metazoa, Arthropoda, Insecta, Lepidoptera, Pieridae.
CUUGUGUGCCAACCAACUACGCUACGCAAAUCGAAACAAUUUCAGUCAGUUGAUAUUAGCACGUCGAAGGUGAGAGUCGUGCCUGUGUUCAGUAUUUAUUGUGUAGUGUCGUGUUGGGAUUACAAUUAUUUCUACUGGACCUAGGGCACACGCUGUGCCCUCUACAACCAUACAUCAUACAGCCGUCAAAGAUGACCAUACAACUACUAAGAAGAAAACAGUUUAGAGUGUUAAAUACGUACCUAAACACAUAGGACAAACUAGUUAUUUUUAGUGUUCCUUUUUGAGUGAUAUUAGUGUAUAAGUGCCAUUGAUAGUUAAAUAUAACAAUGUUGUUAAGUGUAUUGCUAUUUGUGGCUGUUGUGGGAGCUGAUAGGAGCAAUCUACCUCCAACUUGUGAUAGUACCAUCUAUUGCCAUGGGCCAUUACUGGAAACUGUACAAAUGGCAGGCCUGUACAAUGACUCGAAAACCUUCGUAGAUAUGAAGAUAAAGUCGUCUCCAAAGAUCACCAUGGAACGCUUCCAUGAAAUGAUGAACAGGACAGGUUCCCGACCGACAAAGGCUGAUAUUUCUGAGUUUGUUAAAGCUAAUUUCGACCCUGAGGGCUCAGAGUUCGAAGAAUGGAAACCGACAGACUGGAAAAAUAAUCCUGCGUUCCUAGAAAAAAUUAAGGAUCCCCUCCUUCACCAAUGGGCUUCUGAUCUGAAUAAGUUAUGGUUAGAGCUGGGCAGAAAGAUGAAGGAUGAGGUCAAGCAAAAUCAGGAUCUCUACUCUAUAAUUUAUGUUGAUAACCCGUUUAUUGUACCUGGUGGACGAUUCCGUGAGUUCUAUUAUUGGGAUUCCUAUUGGAUCAUCAAGGGUCUACUUCUUUCCGAGAUGCAUUCUACUGCUCGUGGGAUGGUCAGCAAUUUCCUGGAUGUAGUCGACCGGAUCGGCUUCAUACCUAAUGGAGGAAGAAUUUAUUAUAAGAUGAGAUCUCAGCCACCACUACUAAUUCCAAUGGUAAAGUUAAUUUUUGACGAUUCCGGAGACAUGGAAUAUUUGAGACAGCACAUACAUACUCUAGACCGCGAGUUCGACUAUUGGGUCACAAAUCACACUGUCGAUUUUGAGCAUGACGGACAAAAUUACCAACUUAUGAGGUAUACAGAUAUGUCGCAAGGACCCAGACCCGAAAGUUACAAAGAAGACAUUGACUGUGCUAAGCACUUUGACUCGCCUGAUAAGAAAGAGGAAUUGUACGCGGAACUGAAGGCUGCGGCGGAAUCAGGGUGGGAUUUCUCGUCUAGAUGGUUUAUACUCAAUGGAACAAAUAAGGGGAAUCUGACAAACCUUAAGACUCGGUCGAUCAUCCCAGUGGACUUGAAUGCAAUAAUGUCUUGGAACGCUGAAUUAAUGGCUGACUUCCAUUCGAAACUUGGAAACACGGCGAAGGCUGAUUACUACAAAGAUGUCCACGCUUCAUUGUUGCAAGCUAUUGAAAAUGUUCUAUGGCAUGAGGAUGUCGGUGCCUGGUUAGACUUUAGCUUAGAGUCUAGACGUCGAAGGGAUUAUUUCUAUCCUUCAAACAUCGCUCCUUUAUGGACUGGGUGCUAUGAUAGAGCGAGAAAGGAAUACUAUGUCAAUCGAGUUAUUAAUUAUUUGGAUAAAGUCAAGGUGGACAUCUUCGAAGGCGGUAUACCUACGACGUUUGAGCAUUCUGGGGAACAGUGGGACUAUCCCAACGCCUGGCCUCCUCUGCAAUACAUUUUCGUGGUGGGAUUGGACAACACUGGCUUACCAGAGGCUAAACGAUUGGCCAAUGAAUUGGCUACGAAAUGGGUACGGUCGAAUUUCGAGGUGUGGAAAGUCAAGACUGCUAUGUUGGAAAAGUAUGAUGCGACGAUUUUCGGCGGAUUUGGUGGAGGCGGUGAAUAUGUACUGCAGACAGGUUUUGGAUGGACCAAUGGAGUGGUUAUGUCUCUGUUAAAUCGAUAUGGAGUUGGUGACUUGGAUACUAUUUCGGUAGCUGACGCGUUCGGAACGAGCGAGUCGAGCGCUGUCGUGGGCGCGCACGUAGGCGCUGGGGGCGUGGCCACUGCGCUUCUUAUUGUUAUGGCAUCCAUCGCCGCUGGAGCUUUAGGGUGAGAUAUGCUGUUUAUUUCCAAACGAGGCACAUUAAAGUAAGACCGUUUUAUUAUAUAUUUACGUAAUGUCAGAUAGGUAGUAUAUUUAGUUAUAAAAUACUAAAAACUAAUUAAAAAUACACUUUAUGGGACUUAAUAACACGUGAAAACCUAUGAUCGGAGUUGUGUUAGCUGGUCUAGGUUCUUGAGGUCACGCGUUCAAAUCCCAUUUAAAGCAAUCAAUUGCGAAUACAUUUGAACCGUAUCAUAUAUUCUGUAACUUCCAAUAGCGAUCCAGACAUUUUUUGUAUGGCUAUUGGAAGCUUAAUCCCUUGACGUUGCAUAGAGAUGUGGAAUGUCUAAAUUUACCACUAUAUUUACCAUGGAGAGUGUUCAGAGGAAUUGUUUGGAUUAAUACCGGCAGCUGAGUUUUCAUCAUUAGACGUCGCUAUAUAGGAAAUUCCACCUGUAUCACCUCGACUUCCGUCAUUCCACUGAGCGUGAUUUAAGAUGGUUUCUGCCGCGCCCCACCACUAUAUGGAAUCAGCUGCCCAGUAAUAGGCAAAAGGGUAAAAGACCGGCAACACACUCGCGAGCCGUCGGGUCUUAUGAGUGUCCAUUGUCGGCUGUAUCAUUUAACAUCAGAUGAGCCUCCUAUCCGUUUGUCUUCUGUUCUAUAUAAAAACUGAAUAUCUUCUAAUACGCGCUGAUUUUGACUACCCACAAAAACUGAAAGGAUUAAAUUGACGUUAGAUACUACUACUACUACCGGCAAAGGACUACUUAUUUCCUUAAACACCCUUUUUAAUAAGAAUAAACCGUUAAUUGGCAACGAAGUACAUUCAGAUUGAUUGAUUAUAAAAUACAGCACAUUCGACCAUAAAAAAUAAGGCACACAAAUGUUAUAUUAAUUUCUUUUCCACGCGUUUUAAUCCGAUAAAGUGUAUAAUAACAAUAUUAAUAAUACCAGUAGAAAAAGUUAAUAGUAGUCAAAUUAGUUGUAAGUACAAAUAUUCCUAUAUUAUGUUACCUUACGUAAUAGUAAGAUAGUAUUUAUACGAAAUAGAUAAAUAAGGGUAGAAGAGUUAAGAUAUAUGUGAAAUUAAUAUACAAAGAGAAAAGAGCGUAACCUUAAAGGGCAACGAACUCCAGAGCAUACUGGCGUCAUCAGUGUCCAUGAGCCUUAACAUUGGGCCUCUUGGGUUCUUUAAAAAAAUGUUGUAUAGAAGGAUUACGGACGAUAGUUUAACGUGACAACGUCAUCAGAAAACAUACCUAAGUUUUCGAGUGGAAGACAUACACAUGAGGUGCAAGCGUACUAUGAGCGUAACGAUUCAUGGUUUUUGUGCGUUCAUCCAUAUUAGACGUCGUCACGUCAAAAAACAGCCAAAUUUAUCUAUUUCAUAUAUACUUUCUUUAUAUUAUAUAGCGGUGUUGUAUCGCAAUACCGCUAUCAAACUGUAGAUUAAUCGUAUUAAUAAAGUGAUAUAUUGUAUCACUUGUACUUAAUUAUAUGUAUAAAUAAAUUAUUGUAUUUAUUUAAAUAUUAUCUAACUUUAUUUAAAACCAGUUUACAAAAUUUUAUAUUUAAUCGAUACAAGCAAAUAACUACUGUAAAAAUAUCUUAAGACUUACGAUAUCAAUGUCCCCAUUGCUUAUAGGAACUAAGGUACUCAUUUGUCUCUUUCCGACUAACUGUGUUUACGCUGUGAUGGAGAGAAAUAGAGCACAGUUAAAACUGCAAUAACAUUAAUUUAGUCUAUGAAGAAGGUACAUUGAAACUAUCCCGUAUGCGCUUGAAGAAAACAUUUUAAGAAUAUUUUUUUCAAGUUUCAAGUGAAUUUUGGUGGAUUAGUAUAGUAAAGUUGAAGUCUAAAAAUAAAUAACGGUUCCUCGCUAAAACUAUAAAUAAUAAUAA